Molecule: messenger RNA, 381 nt
Organism: Parnassius apollo (apollo)
Lineage: Eukaryota; Metazoa; Arthropoda; Insecta; Lepidoptera; Papilionidae
Source: the annotation of a GenBank genome assembly
AUGCGUGAUUAUAGUGAACAAGAAAAAGUAACUGUGUACAUAAUUGUUGAACAAGAAACGCCUACUAGUCCAGAAGAUAAUAUAAUAAUUGAUACUAAUUUAGAGCGCGUAUCCGAGGAAAUAAUAGAGAAAGAAAAAAAUACCACGGAGCAACUGUACACUAAAUCCGGAAAAUUACGUAAAAGAAAAACGUUUCAAAAAAGUUUAAAGGAGAGACAACUCGCUAAAAAAACAAAAUACAUAGAAAAACAUGCUGUGAAAGAAGGGUGCAAAAACAGUUGCUUGAAAAAAUGUAACAUAAUGUUUAGUGAAGAAGACAGGAAAUAUAUAAACAAAUAUUACUGGGGUUUGAAGUGGAGAGAACUGUCUUGCUACACCUAA